AUGUCGCGACCGGAGCACUCCCGCUCAUCAUCGCUCUCAUCCGAAGAUGUCGAGUCCUCCGAAGACCACCACCACAGCGCAUACGUGCACCCGGACGACCCGACUGCAUUGGAGAAGCAAACCACCGCGGCAUCGGGCAUAUCGGCGCUCGAGAACCGUGCGCAUUCAGUGAUUUCGCGCAUUCGCAGUCGCGAACCGGGGCAAACUGCCCGUUUCACGCAUCCGCUGUCGCAUACUAAGACCUCCGAGGACGUCAUUGUCGACUUUGAAGGGCCGGAUGAUCCCUAUAGGCCGAUGAAUUGGAGUUUUCGCAAGAAGGCGGUUACCACGAUUCUGUAUGGAUUGACUACUAUGGGUGCGACUUGGGCUAGUUCGAUUUUCUCCACAGGCACCAAGCAAAUCGAUGCGGAAUUUGGCGUGGGAGAGGAAGUCGGGACAUUGGGUACAACGCUGCUGUUGUUCGGUUUCGGACUCGGUCCCCUCGUAUGGGCACCUCUAUCCGAAGUCUACGGACGCAAGCCCGCCGUCCUUGCGCCGUACUUCAUCGCCGCCAUCUUCUCCUUCGGCACCGCCACAGCCAAAGACCUCCAAACCGUCAUGCUGACCCGAUUCUUCUGCGGCUUCUUCGGCUCCGCGCCCGUCACCAACACCGGCGGAGUCCUCAGCGACAUCUGGACGGCGGAGCAACGCGGCGCCGCCAUUGUUGGCUACGCCAUGGCCGUCGUCGGCGGACCAGUCCUAGGACCGAUUGUCGGCGGAGCCAUCUGCCAAAGCUACCUCGGCUGGCGAUGGACGGAAUACAUCACGGGAAUCAUGAUGAUGUUCUUCCUAGCGAUGGACCUGAUCUUCCUAGACGAAAGCUACCCGGCCGUUCUCCUCGUCUACAAAGCCCAACGCCUCCGCUUCGAAACCGGCAACUGGGCCCUGCACGCCCGCCACGAAGAAUGGGACGUCACCUUCAAAGAACUCGGCAACAAGUACCUCAUCCGGCCCUUCGCCCUCCUCACCACCCCGAUCUGCUUCCUCGUCGCCAUCUACGCCUCCUUCGUCUACGGCAUCCUCUACCUCAGUCUGGCCUCCUUCCCCAUCGAAUUCCAAGAAGUCCGCGGCUGGAACCAAGUCGUCGGCGCCCUGCCUUUCCUCGCCUACCUCGUCGGCAUCCUCUUCGGCGCGUGCAUCAACCUCUUCAACCAGAAAUUCUACAUCGCCCGCUUCAAAGCGAACAAUAACUUCCCCGUCCCGGAAGCCCGUCUUCCCCCGAUGAUGCUCGGCUCGAUCGUCUUCGCCGCGGGCCUCUUCAUCUUCGCCUGGACCAGCGAUCCCCAUAUCCAUUGGAUCGCUCCCAUCAUCGGAGCCGUCUGCAUGGGGUUCGGCUUCUUUACCAUCUUCCAAGCCGCAUUGAAUUACCUCAUCGAUACCUUCCAGAAAGUUUCCGCCAGUGCUGUCGCCGCCAACACUUUCCUGAGAAGUUUGUUCGCCGGCUGUUUUCCCCUCUUCGCUAAUAUCAUGUUUCAUCGUUUGGGCGUGGAUUGGGCCGCCAGUGUGUUGGGCUUUGUGGCUGUUGCCUUGAUUCCCAUCCCUUAUUUGUUCUAUAUCUUUGGGAAACGCAUUAGGGCUAGGGGGAAGUGGUCCCGCGCUUCGGUUUACGGGUAUUGA
Aspergillus luchuensis is the source of this 1656-nucleotide messenger RNA. Its product is annotated as MFS transporter. Gene Ontology annotation, biological process: transmembrane transport. The transcript has 4 exons. The coding region runs from base 1 to 1656 and encodes 551 amino acids. The record is from RefSeq and is a predicted model, not a curated record. Gene Ontology annotation, molecular function: transmembrane transporter activity. NCBI's taxonomy places the organism in Eukaryota, Fungi, Ascomycota, Eurotiomycetes, Eurotiales, Aspergillaceae.